AUGCCGGAGGCAACCGUUACCGAGCUUCCUGAGACCUCCGACAGAACUCCCGAACGUGGUAAAACUCCCGGCAUGCACAUGGGAGUGGGACACGUUCAAAUCCCAACUAUCGUGGUGCCUUCGCCAGGUGGAACGAACCGUAUUCCACACAGCGGAGACUGGUCUGGCAAAAAGGAAGAAAUCCACCCACAAGUGAAGCGGGUGAGGGAUAUGUCCGAUUUGAAGAAGUAUAUCCUGAGCUGGGACUGGCUAGCCGUGCUGGUUCAGCCAACAAGACUCCAGGGCACCACAAGCAUCCUCACGCACAGACAGGUAGUCUAUGACAUACAAUCAAUCCCUCAACCCGACUCUUACCCCGUGAUGCUCCUCCGAGCGCAAUAUCCCGACCUCCACGACCCCAACGGCUGGAACUGCCGAGUCACAAGCGGCCGCCUCGGCAACGCCGUCGACCCUGUCUGCGGACAGUGCAUCCACGACUGCAGCAGAGGGAGAUAUCCUCAACCCGGCCUUGUUCGAUUUGCCGCCGAUGGUUUCGCACAGUCGAGUACAGCCUCCAUGGCUCAGCAGCUGCCGUCGCCAUAUACCUCUACCUGGAGCGAUACAUCACAAGCCGAGUGCACAUGCCUUGUCUGGCAGCCAGGCACGAGCAAGUGUUCAGGUUUCGAGCACCUCAAAAACAAGCCGGGCCAUUCCACCAACAAUGGCUACCGUAACUACACCCUUUCCGUCGGUGGAGGGCGCAGUCAUCAAGCGCAUAUCUCUUGGUUGUUCCUCCAACCUCACCACCACUCGGACCAGCCUCCUGAGCAACUAUCCCAACGGCAGCAACUAUCCCAACCGCAGCAACUAUCCUAUUAUCACAACGGGGCUUGGGCAAACACGCCGUUGUCUACGAGUUAUCGGGGCGGCUUGGAUGGUGCUGAAGAUAACUUGGACCUGGCUUUGUUUGAGGCGCAUCGUUCAUGGUACGCUUCUGUCAGCGAAGCCAACCCUUCUCGAUCACAAGGCUCGGGCGUGACGACCGCUCGUACAGGCUCGACAGCCAACGUCCCUAAUGGGACACACCGGUCUGCUGCGGUCUGGGAUUUGAGUGGUUACCAAGGGCGCAAUGACUCUGGAUAUUUGCCCUCGACUUCUUCCAAUGAAUCCAAUCAGGGAGCAACGGCCCCAUCUACGUCUACACAAUCCUUCGAACAACCCUACGCAGCCUUCAUGGCUCAGGUGCCGCGGACACAGACUUGGAACGCUGCACCCUCUAGUGUUGCUGCUCCAGCCCUUGACGGAAACAACGAUUCUCAAGAGAUCAAGCAGCCAUGUCCGAGGACCAAAACAACCCUCAGGUCGCCGGCGCGGGGUACGGCUUCCUUCCCCAGAAUCACGGCAUACUGA
Molecule: messenger RNA, 1389 nt
Organism: Neurospora tetraspora
Lineage: Eukaryota; Fungi; Ascomycota; Sordariomycetes; Sordariales; Sordariaceae
Exons: 3
Coding region: 1-1389 (462 amino acids)
Source: RefSeq, a predicted model, not a curated record